AUGCUUCCAGACUUUCGAACCUUCUGCCAGCUCCCCUUGCACUAUGUGAUUGUGGGAGGCGGCACUGCAGGCUUAGCAGUAGCUGCGCGCCUGAGUGAAGACCCGGAAGUGAACGUGGGGGUGAUCGAGGCCGGGCCCUCGGCCCUGGACGGGGAGGAUGGCGGGGCCAUCACCGUGCCAGGUCGGUAUGGCGAGGCGAUAGGAACUGUCUAUGACUGGCAAUUCGCAACAACCCCCCAGCCAGGUCUUGGAGGGCGAUCGCUGCCAUGGCCUAGAGGGCGAGUUCUGGGUGGCACCAGUGCGUUGAACUUCAUGGCGUGGAACCGCGGUCACCGGGAAGACUACGAUGCGUGGGUCAAGCUGGGAAAUGAAGGCUGGGGAUGGGAAGACCUACUUCCCUAUUUUCGACGCAGCGAGACAUUUCACAAGCCCGUCGCUGCACAUCAAGAAGAGUAUCACUCUUCCUUUGAGGCCGAAGUCCAUGGUACUGACGGACCUCUUCAAACUACACACAUCAAGCAGUAUGGAGCCGCACACCAGUACUGGCACGCGACUCUGAACCAAUUAGGCCUGGUCUCCAGUCACGAUAGCCUCGCGGGCUCCAAUUGCGGGGUGUGGAACAUGGUGUGCACGAUAGAUCCCGAUCGCCAGGAGCGGAGCUACUCAGCAUCAGCCUACUACGCACCAGUCGCUUCGCGGGCGAAUUUGUAUGUGCUGACGGAUGCGACUGUACUGAAACUGCUAAUCGAAAUGGUUGAUGGCGAGUGGACCGCGACCGGUGUCAGAGUACGAUAUGGUAACGAGGAGCAAGACAUCAAAGCCACGCGCGAGAUUAUUCUCAGCGCAGGCAGUGUGCAGUCGCCGCAGAUCCUGGAGCUUUCUGGCAUUGGGCGACAAGAUGUACUUGAAGCAGCAGGAAUCAAUGUGAAGAUUCAUAACGCGAACGUUGGAGAGAACCUACAGGACCACAUGAUGACUGCGACUAUCUUUGAAGUCCUGCCUACGCUCUCAUCUCGCGACGAUAUUGUCAAUGAUGCCAUUCUGCGCGAGGCCGCCGACCGAGCCUACUAUUCUUCACGAAUUGGACCGUGGACCGUGAUGCCUUGUUCUGUUGCAUAUUGCUCCUUAUCUCAAGUCGCGUUGCCACGAGAAUCUAUCGAAUUGCACAACAAAGCUCAGCAGGUCGCCCAAGAGACGGGUCGCUUGCACGACAAGCUUCUUGCUGCACAGUUUGACCCCGAGACGGACGGCUCCCUGCGUGGACAGGUGGAGUAUCUAUUCGACCUGGGUAAUUGGAGCCCAUAUUUCCAAUCUGAGCCAGGUAAAAAAUAUGCGACUAUGUUGCAGAUGCUCCAGUAUCCAUUUUCGCGAGGGUCCAUUCACAUACCACCACAGACCGACAAGCUUGGCACGAUUACUGUCGAUGACAAGCCCAUAAUCGACCCGCGCUAUUAUCUGGGUUCGGGGGAGAUAGACAAGCAGGUCAUGGCUGUAGCCCAACGAAUGACCAAGGAAAUAUGCCGCACAGAGCCUCUUGCAGAGAUCAUACGAGAACAGGUCUUCCCGCCCCCGUGUGAGGAUUCGCGCGCGGAGAUGGAUAUUUAUGAUCAUUUUGUGUCGAACUACACCGUGACGGACUGGCAUCGUAUGUUCAUUCUGCUAUUCACAUUACUACUGGUUCUGGACUCACUCAACAUAGCGGUUGGCACCUGUGCGAUGGGCGGGCGAGACGGUGCAAAGGCCGGCGUUGUUGACGAGCGUCUACGGGUAUACGGGGUCCGCGGGUUACGUGUGAUCGACGCUAGCAUCAUGCCUUUGCAGGUUGGUGCGCAUAUCCAGGCCACUGUGUACGCGAUUGCAGAGAAAGGAGCUGCUAUGAUCCAAGCUGACUGGUCCGAUUCUUCGUGA
Molecule: messenger RNA, 1908 nt
Organism: Penicillium canariense
Lineage: Eukaryota; Fungi; Ascomycota; Eurotiomycetes; Eurotiales; Aspergillaceae
Product: GMC family oxidoreductase
Exons: 3
Coding region: 1-1908 (635 amino acids)
Molecular function (GO): flavin adenine dinucleotide binding; oxidoreductase activity, acting on CH-OH group of donors
Source: RefSeq, a predicted model, not a curated record